Musca vetustissima is the source of this 2415-nucleotide messenger RNA. Its product is annotated as peptidyl-prolyl cis-trans isomerase G-like. The record is from RefSeq and is a predicted model, not a curated record. The transcript has a single exon. Bases 1 to 2415 code for a protein of 804 amino acids. Lineage: Eukaryota; Metazoa; Arthropoda; Insecta; Diptera; Muscidae.
AUGUCCGAAAUCGAACACGACGGCCUUCCACUUAUGGACGACGAACAACCUGUUAUAAUGGAAUGUCCAAAUUGUGAUCAGGAGGUUCUGGAGGACAACCAGGAGGCAGAUACUACUAUGCCUGAGGCCUCGACAAUUACCAAAAAACAUUACAAGAAAGCCAUCAAAGCCCUCAUGAAAUCCUGCAAGGCCCAAAAAACCUUGGAGAGAGUUAUACUAAGUGUGGCCGAUGAAAUGUGUAACAACGGGAAGAAAGACGCUGAGAAUGAACAUGGAAAAGGUGCUAAGAAACAUAAACGUCGUCAUCGUUCACGAUCAUCAACGUCGUCGGGAACAAGUAGUGGAACUAGCAGUGGUACUAGUAGCGGCACUAGUUCUAGUUCUAGCUCCAGUGAAAGUGAAGUAGAAGAAAAUGACAAGAAAAAGAAAUCGAAACAUCAUAAAACGAAAUCUAGUUCCAGCUCUAGUUCUAGUAGCUUAAGUUCUAGUGAAAGUGAAGUGGAACUGGACAAGAAAAACAAAUCGAAACAUCAAAAAAAGAAAUCGAAACAUCAUAAAAGUAAUUCAAGUUCCAGCUCUAGUUCUAGUAGCUCCAGUUCUAGUGAAAGUGAAGAGGAACUGGAAUUGAAAUCGAAACAUCAAAAAAAGAAAUCGAAACAUCAUAAAACGAAAUCUAGUUCCAGCUCUAGUUCUAGUAGCUCCAGUUCUAGUGAAGUGGAAGGGGACAGCAAAAAGAAAUCGAAACAUUAUAAAAAUAAAUCUAGUUCCAGUUCUAGUUGCUCAAGUUCUAGUGAAAGUGAAGUGGAACUGGACAAAAAAAGGAAAUCGAAACAUCAAAAACAGAAAUCGAAACAUCAAAAAACGAAAUCUAGUUCCAGCUCUAGUUCUAGUAGCUCAAGUUCUAGUGAAAGUGAAGUGGAACGGGAUAACAAAAAGAAAUCUAAACAUCAUGGUCACCGUCCACAUCAUAUGUUACCAUUCUGUGGAAUGUGGGGAUAUCCUCCAUUUGGUUGUCCCGCAAUGUCCCGUUCUAACUGCUGUGGUAUGGUAGAUAUUGCAAAGUGUCAUAAACGACUGGGAGAGGUGAAGAAACACCGUGGCAGUAAUGAGAAGCACGUUAGCCGUUCUCGUUCCCACUCUCGUGGACGUCAAUGUGAAAUGAAGAAGAAUCACCAUGGCCAUCAUAAGCGUCAUGUGAGCCGUUCUCGUUCCCGUUCCCACUCUCGUGGACGUCAAUGUGAAAUGAUGAAGAAACAUCAUGGACAUCACUCUCAUGGGCGUCAAUUUGAAAUGAUGAAGAAACAUCAUGGCCAUCAUAAGGGUCAUGUGAGCCGCUCUCGUUCCCGUUCUCACUCUCGCGGACGUCAAUGUGAAAUGAAGAAGAACCAUCAUAAGCGCCGAAUGAGUCGCUGUCGUUCCCGUUCUCAUUCUCGCGGACGUCAAUGUGAAAUGAAGAAGAACCACCAUGGCCAUCAUAAGCGUCAUGUGAGCCGCUCUCGUUCCCGUUCUCACUCUCGCGGACGCCAAUGUGAAAUGAUGAAGAAGCAUCAUGGUCAUCAUAAGCGUCAUGUGAGCCGCUCUCGUUCCCGUUCUCACUCUCGCGGACGUCAAUGUGAAUUGAAAAAGAAGCAUCAUGGUCAUCAUAAGCGCCAUGUGAGUCGCUCUCGUUCCCGUUCUCAUUCUCGCGGACGUCAAUGUGAAAUUAAAAAGAAGCAUCAUGGUCAUCAUAAGCGUCAUGUAAGCCGCUCUCGUUCCCGCUCUCACUCUCGCGGACGUCAAUGUGAAAUGAAGAAGAACCACCAUGGCCAUCAUAAGCGUCAUGUGAGCCGCUCUCGUUCCCGUUCUCACUCUCGCGGACGUCAAUGUGAAAUGAAGAAGAAUCAUCCCAAGCGUCAUAUGAGCCGAUCUCGUUCCCGUUCUCACUCUCGCGGACGUCAAUGCGAAUUGAAGAAGCACUGCCAAGGCCAUUAUAUGCAUCAAGGCAAUAAUAAACCCGGAUGUAGAAGAAACGCGUAUGUGCACUAUAAGGCAGCGUCUUCGUCAAGUUCCAGCUCCAGUUCGAGUAGCAGCAGCAGUAGUGACGAAGAAUAUACAACGAAAUUCCAUGGCAAAGGUAAAAAAUAUCACAAGAAAAUGUCCUCGUCUAGUUCAAGUUCGAGCAGUAGCGAAGAUGAGUCACCCAAACACCAGCGCACACCCCACUGUCCCCAAAUGGCUAUGAUGUUUGGUCGUUUUGCCAAUCAUCGGAUUAUGAGGAACUGGCCAUGUCCGAAAAUGUUUGGACUUGGUGGCAACCCGUUUAUGUUGCAACAACGUAAUAUGAUGUUCAGGCAUCCAUGGAUGAAGUGUCAUCAAGGAUUUGUUGGUGGUUGCCCCACUUUCCCUGGUCGUAUGCCACAUUUUGGAUGUUUCUAA